This is a messenger RNA of Pteronotus mesoamericanus, 2192 nucleotides long. RefSeq names its product polypeptide N-acetylgalactosaminyltransferase 7 (gene GALNT7). The record is from RefSeq and is a predicted model, not a curated record. Gene Ontology annotation, cellular component: Golgi apparatus. Gene Ontology annotation, biological process: protein O-linked glycosylation. Bases 54 to 2027 code for a protein of 657 amino acids. NCBI's taxonomy places the organism in Eukaryota, Metazoa, Chordata, Mammalia, Chiroptera, Mormoopidae. Gene Ontology annotation, molecular function: polypeptide N-acetylgalactosaminyltransferase activity. The transcript has 12 exons.
AGAGCUGUGGCGGCGGCUGCGCCCGGCUGUGUGUCUCUAACCGCCGGAGGAAGAUGAGGCUGAAGAUUGGAUUCAUCUUACGCAGUUUGCUGGUGGUGGGGAGCUUCCUGGGACUAGUGGUCCUCUGGUCUUCCCUGUCCCCGCGGCUGGACGACCCGAGCCCGCAGAGCAGGAUGAGGGAAGACAGAGAUGUCAAUAACCCCAUGCCUAACCGAGGAGGCAAUGGAUUAGUUCCUGGGGAUGACAGAUUCAAACCUGUGGUACCCUGGCCUCAUGUUGAAGGAGUAGAAGUGGACUUAGAGUCUAUUAGAAGAAAAAACAAGGCCAAAAAUGAACAAGAGCGCCAUGUUGGAGGAGAGAACCAGAAAGACAUAAUGCAGAGGCAGUAUCUCACUUUUAAGCCUCAGACUUUCACCUACCGUGAUCCUGUGCUACGCCCAGGGAUCCUCGGUAACUUUGAACCCAAAGAACCUGAGCCUCCUGGAGUGGUUGGUGGCCCUGGAGAGAGAGCCAAGCCAUUGGUUUUGGGACCAGAACUCAAACAUGCAGUUCAAGCCAGCAUUAAAGAGUUUGGAUUUAACAUGGUGGCAAGUGACAUGAUCUCACUGGACCGCAGCGUCAAUGACUUACGACAAGAAGAAUGUAAGUAUUGGCACUAUGAUGAAAACCUGCUCACCUCCAGCGUUGUCAUUGUCUUCCAUAAUGAAGGAUGGUCGACUCUCAUGAGAACAGUCCACAGUGUGAUUAAAAGGACUCCAAGGAAAUAUUUAGCAGAAAUUGUGUUAAUUGAUGAUUUCAGCAAUAAAGAACACUUAAAAGAAAAACUAGAUGACUAUAUUAAGCUGUGGAAUGGCCUAGUGAAGGUAUUUCGAAAUGAGAGGAGAGAAGGUUUAAUUCAAGCACGAAGUAUUGGUGCCCAAAAGGCUAAACUUGGACAGGUUUUGAUAUACCUUGAUGCCCACUGUGAGGUGGCAGUUAACUGGUAUGCACCACUUGUAGCUCCCAUUUCUAAGGACAGAACCAUUUGCACUGUGCCGAUUAUAGAUGUCAUAAAUGGCAACACAUAUGAAAUUGUACCCCAAGGGGGUGGUGACGAAGAUGGGUAUGCUCGAGGAGCAUGGGAUUGGAGUAUGCUCUGGAAACGGGUGCCUCUGACCCCUCAAGAGAAGAGAAUGAGAAAGACAAAAACUGAACCAUAUCGGUCCCCAGCCAUGGCUGGUGGAUUAUUUGCCAUUGAACGAGAGUUCUUCUUUGAACUGGGUCUGUAUGAUCCAGGACUCCAGAUUUGGGGUGGUGAAAACUUUGAGAUCUCAUACAAGAUAUGGCAGUGUGGUGGCAAAUUACUAUUUGUCCCCUGUUCUCGUGUGGGACAUAUCUACCGGCUUGAGGGCUGGCAAGGGAAUCCUCCACCCAUUUAUGUUGGGUCUUCUCCAACUCUGAAGAAUUAUGUUAGAGUUGUAGAGGUUUGGUGGGAUGAGUAUAAAGACUACUUCUAUGCUAGUCGUCCUGAAUCAAAGGCAUUAGCAUAUGGGGAUAUUUCUGAGCUGAAAAAAUUUCGAGAAGAUCACAACUGCAAGAGUUUCAAGUGGUUCAUGGAAGAAAUCGCUUAUGACAUCACCUCACACUACCCUCUGCCACCCAAAAAUGUUGACUGGGGAGAAAUCAGAGGCUUUGAAACUGUGUACUGCAUCGAUAGCAUGGGAAGGACAAACGGAGGCUUUGUGGAACUAGGGCCCUGCCACCGGAUGGGAGGGAAUCAGCUUUUCCGAAUCAACGAAGCUAAUCAACUCAUGCAGUAUGACCAGUGUUUGACAAAGGGGCCUGAUGGAUCAAAAAUUAUGAUUACACACUGCAAUCUAAAUGAAUUUAAGGAAUGGCAGUACUUCAAGAGCCUGCACAGAUUUACUUAUAUUCCUUCAGGAAAGUGCUUAGACCGCUCCGAUGUCCUACAUCAAGUGUUCCUCUCCAAUUGUGACUCCAGUAAAAUGACUCAAAAGUGGGAAAUGAAUAACAUCCAUAGUGUUUAGAAAGAGUUAAAGAAACCAGAAACCUACCUACUGACACGUAAAUUAUCACAGGACUGAAAACCGCCUGAAACCUGCUGCAAUGAUUAUUAACUCUGUACAGCUCCAAACCCGGAACCUCCUGAUCAGUUCGAAGAACAUUGAUAAACUGUGAUUUUACAAUAACAU